CUGGGUCCUGGGGACGGGGCGCGGGGCCCCGGGCGGAAGGCGCGGUGUGGGCCGGGCCGGCCUCCAGCUCGGCCUGCCCGCCAGGGUGCACGCAGCUCCCGCGCUGGGCCACGAGGCCUGGCCCGCCCUGGAAGGCGCUGCCCCUGCUGACCUCUCGUGUCCCGAGCGAGCUCGUGUUUGCCUAAACCCGAGCCGGACUUCUGAACUCGAUCUGCCCGGAGCUGGCUCCCGGGGGCACCUGUAAAACAGGAAAUGUAGGCGUUGCUCUCGGCAAAUCUUGCUCCUCGCCGAGCCUCGUUUUUUGCCUUUUUGUAAAGUUGAAGUCAGGUUUUAACCUCCCAGGAGCAGGCCUGGCAGGUAGAAUCGCUAAAGGCAGCGUCACGGGGAAUGUAACAGGUUCUCGGACGAGGUGGCAAGAUGGCGUUCGGUCAGGACUUGGAGAGAGAAAGUGUAUUUUGCAGGGCGCCGGGGCUCACGCCCUACAGAGGUGCGAGGCCUCAUCCGACUGGGGAGGGAGAAGAGAGGAAACUGGGAAGAUGAUUCCGAGCCACGUUGUGGAGCGCUUUUAAAAAAAAAAAAAAUAAGGAUUAUGAUUUCUUUGAAAGGCCGAGUUAGAAUCUUCCAUCCGUUGGUUCACUCCCCAGAUGAUCGCAGUGGGUGGGCUCUGCGAGGGGUAAGCCAGGAGCCUGGACUCCACCCAGGUCUCCCACAUGGGCGCAGGGGCCGUCCCGGGUGCGUUAGCGGGGAGCUCCACCGGAAGGGGGCAGGUGGCAGGUGGCGUCUUAGCCUGCUGCGCCACAAGCUGGCCGGGCGAGGUUGGGUUGGGCGGCUGUGCUCGUUGAUGUCAGAGCGAGAAGUGAGUAGAUUGAGAUGUGAUCCCGGGGCUGUGCCUGCUUCACCACAGCGCCGGCAUCCCGUAUCGGCUCUGGUCUGAGUCCCGGCUGCUCCACUUCUGAUCCAGCUGCCUGCUAAUGAGCCUGGGAAAGCAGCAGCAGAUGGCCCAAGUCCUUGGGCCCCUGCACCCACAUGGGGGACCGGGAGGCAGCUCCUGGCUCCAGCUCGGCCCAGCUCUGCCCCUUGCAGCCAGCAGGUGGAAGACGUUUCUCUCUCUCUGUGACUCUUGAACAACAACACAGAAAAGCUGUGACCACCGUGGUUUGGGCGGUUCACUCCGUGUUUGUGUUGUUGAGGUCUACACACGGAAGCUCCAGGAGCUGUGUGUCCUGGGCUCUCCGGGGUUCUGACUGACGGCGUGUCCUCUUGUCUGGGAGCCAGUGACCCUUAGUCCUGGUUACCAUGGGCUACGUCAGUGCUUCUCGGGCGUCGGCAGACCCCCUGCAGGCCUCGGGCAGACCUGGGAGUCUGAGGCGCUGGCCCCCUCCUCGGUGGACUGGAAGCCCCCCCGCCGGCUGUGAUGCUCUGCCCUUGGGUCUGUGCGCUCCAUACCGAAACAGACGCCCUCGAUUUUUGCUCCAGACGAUACUGUCACGGCUCUGGAGUCGCUGUGGUAGAAAUCUCCCCGCCAGGCCACCAUGGCUGCCCGCCUGGUGAAGCGGUGCACGUGCCUCCUGAGAGAGGCCGCCCGCCUCGCCCCUGCCGCGGCCCCGGUGAGCCGGCUUCGCCUUGCCGGGGUGGCCCAGAAGGCCCUGACCUCCCCGGCCGCCUGCUUCAGCUCCCACUCCCCGGGUUCCUUGACGGAGCUGGUGGAGAAGGAGCAGGUGUUCACCCCCUACCCGGAGCACCCGGAGGUGGACCAGCUCAUCGAGAAGGCCACCAGGCCGGGGCAGCUUCUGGAGCUGCUGGGUGGCGGUCACAGCCUGCACCACAACCACCCGGCCAUCAUGCUCAUCCGAGUCGCUCGCCUGCUGGCCGAGAAGCCGGAGGACAAGGCCUCGCUGAGGCAGGACGCCCGCUUUCAGCAGCUCCUCCAGCUGGUCAGCAGCCAGAUCAGCUCCGUGUGGCACGGGACCCUCGUGAGGCUGCUGCGGAGCCUGUAUGCGCUGGAGCUGCCUGAGGCUUCCAAGGAGCUGCGGUCGGUGGAGCAGGAAGUGCGCUGGCGCAUGCGGAGGCUCAGGUACAAGCACCUGGCCUUCCUGGCCGAGGCCUGCGCUGCCUCCACGCGGGAGCCGCACUCCCAGGAGCUGCUGGCCGAGCUGCUCGUGCACCUGGAGAGGCGCUGGACAGAGAUCGACGAUGGCCGCACGGCAGUGACCUUGAUGAUGAAGGCAGGGCACCUCUCAGAGUCGCUGAUGAACCGCCUGGAAGACAAGUGCCUGGAGCUGGUGGAGCAGUUUGGCCCCGAAGAGAUGAGGAAGGUGCUGGUGACGCUGGCGGCACAGGGCCGGCGGUCGGUGCCCCUGCUGCGGGCCAUCUCCUACCACCUGGUGCAGAAGCCCUUCCCGCUGACCAAGAGUGUGCUCCUGGACCUGACCUACGCCUACGGCAAGCUGAGCUUCCACCAGACCCAGGUGGCCCAGCGCCUGGCCACUGACCUGCUGCCACUCCUGCCCAGCCUGACCCCCGCCGAGGUGGCCCGCUGCGCCAAGUCCUUCGCCUUCCUCAAGUGGCUCAACCUGCCCCUGUUCGAGGCCUUUGUCCAGCACAUCCUGAACAGAGCCCAGGACGUCACCCUGCCUCAACUGUGCAGCGUGCUGCUGGCUUUUGCCCGCCUGAACUUCCGUCCAGAGCGAGAGGAGGAGUUCUUCAGCCUGGUGCACGAGAGGCUGGGGCCGGCGCUGGCGAGCCUGGAGCCGGCUCUGCAGGUGGACCUGGUGUGGGCUCUGUGUGUGCUGCAGCAGGUGCGGGAGGCACAACUCCACGCUGUCCUCCGCCCUGGAUUCCACAGCCCGCUUCUCGGGGCCAGGUCUCCUAAGGACCAGAGCACCUUCCAGAAGCUGCUGCACAUCAACGCCACGGCCCGCCUGGAGCACCCCGAGUAUUCCGGCCCCCUGCUGCCGGCCCUGGCCGUGGCCCCCAGGCCCCCGGCCCCCGACCAGAAGGUGACCCCCUUGCAGAAGGAGCUGCAGGAGACGCUGAAGGGGCUGCUGGGGGGCGCCGACCGGGGCAGCUUCGAGGUGGCCACGCAGUACGGCUGGGUGCUGGACGCAGAGGUGCUGCUGGACGCCGACGGUCAGUUCCUGCCUCUGAGGGACUUUGUGGCACCUCACCUUGCCCAGCCGGCUGGGGGCCAGCCGCUGCCCCUGGGAGCUAAGAGGCUCGCCUUCCUGAGGUGGGAGUUCCCCAGCUACAACAGCCGCAGCAAGGACCUGCUGGGCCGCUUUGUCCUGGCCCGGCGCCACCUGCUGGCCGCAGGCUUCCUGGUGGUGGAUGUCCCCUACUACGAGUGGCUGGAACUCAAGUCUGAAUGGCAGAAGGGCGCCUACCUCAAGGACAAGAUGCGCAAAGUGGUGGCCGAGGAGCUGGCCAAGUGAUGCGUGGCGCCGGUGUGCACGGCACACCCAGGCCUGGCUCUGGACCCCUGGUGGGCAGGAGGUGGCAUCUGAGCGCUGGGCCUGCUCCGAGUGAGAGUUGCCCAGCAGCUCAGGGACUUGCGGUUCCCUCGUGGGCAAUAAAUUAAAGAAUUCAUUGUCACUCA
Molecule: messenger RNA, 3595 nt
Organism: Oryctolagus cuniculus (rabbit)
Lineage: Eukaryota; Metazoa; Chordata; Mammalia; Lagomorpha; Leporidae
Gene: FASTKD4
Product: FASTK mitochondrial RNA regulator 4
Biological process (GO): mitochondrial RNA processing; regulation of mitochondrial mRNA stability
Cellular component (GO): ribonucleoprotein granule; mitochondrial matrix
Molecular function (GO): RNA binding
Source: RefSeq, a predicted model, not a curated record